GACAGGUCACAGAGCGCCACAUUAUGCAGUUUACCUCUGCAUACAUCAACUGCUGCCGCACCAACGACCUAUUUGGGUCACAGCUAUCCUAUCGCAGGCAGCAACGACUUUUCUGGUCACUCCUAUCUAAAAACUCCCAACUCAGGCUCUUCGGGUCAACAAGAGCCAUAUCAGGUUGGUUGCCCGCUAGUUACUCAUAGAAGUAAUCCACAACCGUAUGUACAUAUUCCGAUAAAGUCAAACCGGCCUCAACAUCAUUCUAUUGCUACUGGUCAGCCAUCUUUCUACCUUCGCCACGAUGGCCCUUCCUGUGUAUACAGCCCCAAACUUUCUAAAACCACCUAUUCUACAUCCGAAUUCCCUGUGACUGGUUCCAUAAUGCCAUCUGAAACGCAGAGGUCAGUUUCAUUUGAAGGGGAUCUGCCUCCUCCGGUGCAAGCCAUCUCCACGAGCAACCAAAGUGGAAUCUGGAAGAGCAGAGCUAACGGUGACUUUUCUGGCCGCCUGAUUGAAGGCUACUUAGAUGCCGAUGCUAGCCAGGAUACUGACGUCGACAGAUCGGCUUGCACUGAGUUGAGUCAGGUUUCUCAGUCGUUCUCACGGAGAUCGCAGGCAUAUUCUUUGAUGACAGAUUAUGAAAAUGGGGCUAAUAUUGAUGCAAGUAGGACGCUUGUAGCCACGUCAUUGGCAAUUGCCAAGCAACCACAGAAGUUACGCCACCGUAAACGAGCGGAGACAACAGCGAUGGCUUCAGAAUUAUCAUCCUCAACAGCUUUGACAUUAGCGCAAUCGCCAUUCCUGCUAGAAGAACGCGAUAAGACCGCUGUUGAAGAGGAAGCCUUAGGAGGUAUUUGCCGAUCAAUUGAGUACCGCCGUUCCACUGAGCCGGCAGUCUCGUCUCUGGAAUUUGGUGAGUUCUCGUACUCGUAA
Protopolystoma xenopodis is the source of this 930-nucleotide messenger RNA. The record is from the annotation of a GenBank genome assembly. Lineage: Eukaryota; Metazoa; Platyhelminthes; Monogenea; Polystomatidea; Polystomatidae.